AUGAAUAUCCAUGCAGUCACCCACUCGCUGCCCCACCGCGGCCCUGGCGCGACCUCGCGCGCUAGGGCCCGUUGGCAGCCCUAUGCUUCCAACAUCUCGCAUCCCACACACUCGCAUUCCACACUUUCCAAGUCACCUGUCCCCACUCCUGUUUACUUGCACACUCCCGCUUCUUCAUCUGCCGCCUCCUCUCCGUCCACCGCCCCCCUCCACCCCAUCUGCGACAUCAAGACAUCACUGCCAUCGUCGUCCAUCCGGGAUGUUCAAAAGUCAAAAUAUGCCGCAAAACUCGUCGAACAGAUAUUCAUUGCGACCGUUUCUCCAGAUCAAGCCGUAAAAACGCUUUCCGACGUUUGGCAAACCGACGACAUUCCGGCCGUUUACCUCGUUGGUAACGGUGAUGGGCUCUGUGCGCAGCCCGACCUCAAGGUCGCGUCCUCAUCCGCCGCAAUCGUUUCGCAUAGUCUCGCGCCAUUCUUCUCGUCGCGGAACACACAGCUUCCCUCGCCGAUAUCGCCGUCAACGCGCCGCACGCCCUCUCCAACCGCGAGUGGGUGCGAGUCACACUCGCAGCCGCCCGAAGGUUCCGUCGGCGGGAAUCUGCUUCCGAUCAAGGGCUUUGUGCACGAGGUCCUCCGUCGCUCCCGAACGUCCACUGGCGUCCUCCAAACCGCGCUUUGCUACCUGGAGGCCGUUCGCGCCAAGAUCCCCGAAAUCCUCCGCGCCGAGAAGACUGGGACAUUUGUCCACCGGGACGAAGACGUCGAGCCUAGGAUUGUGCAAGGUGUCAUCGAUGAGCCCCACAUCGUCGGCUCUAUCUCCCACGAUCCCAGCAACACCAUCCAAACCGUUCGCGACGGUGACACCGUGCUCGUUGGCGCCAUAGACAUCGACGCCCGUGCGUCGUGUCGGCCCUCCCUCUGCGAUACUUCUCUGCCCCCGCUUCCCCACCUCCCCUCCCCCUUGUGUUGUCCCCGCCGCGCCUUUUUGGCUUGCCUCAUACUCGCUUCCAAGUUCAUGCAAGACCGAUCGUACUCCAACCGUGCGUGGGCGAAGCUUGCAAGUCUUCCCCCGAGGGAAAUCGGGCGCUGCGAACGCGCGCUUGGAGAAGCUCUCGAGUGGCGUCUCUGGGUCGGCAAGCUACCUGCGUCGACGUCGACUGCUCACCCCCUGGCGCGGAGCCAGAGCGCUGCUGAUGUGCUGUACACCCCCGCCCCGUCUCCUUCUUGUACCCGGGUCCCGACUGCGCCGUGGACUAGGGAUGAGACUGCGGCCGCUGCCGCACGUCUUCCUUUCUCCAUUCCCCCUCCGCCCCCUCCGCCCAGCUCUCGGUCGCGCGGCCUGCAGCGCAGCGCGACCGUGCCGCAGUUGGGCGCCGAGCGCAGCGCGGUCGUGGUCGACCCCUUCUUCCCGAAGACGGACAAGUUGGGCGCGUGGUACGAUACAAGACCGACACCUGGGACGGGUUUCGACUCCGGGUAUUCGAUGGACGUGGAGCCCCAGACCGAGGUUUCACCUACGACGCUUUCGACACCGACUCUCACUUACUCGCCUAUGUCUUCGGCUUCGUCGUCGUCCGACGGCUCAGAGGAGAGGACCAUCCAGAUGUCCAUGCUCGUCGACAUCCCGACGCCCUCUUGCAGUGGCUACAACCCCCCUUGGAUUGCGCACGCCAUCCCCUAUACCCCUGCAGACCCCGCGAAUCCUGGCGCCUCGCUCACAGCCCGCCACGCUUACGCUUACGCCGAUGCGGACUGUGCGUCAGGUUUCGAAGGAUUCGCCGGUCUGACUCUCCCGCAAAUCCACCUCUCGGCGAUGAAGAAGCCAUUCUCGACCCUGCCCUCCUUCUCGGAAGCCUUUCCUGAACAAUGUCUCGGCUCCUACGGUUACGGUACGCAGUAA
Molecule: messenger RNA, 1902 nt
Organism: Epithele typhae
Lineage: Eukaryota; Fungi; Basidiomycota; Agaricomycetes; Polyporales; Epitheliaceae
Exons: 2
Coding region: 1-1902 (633 amino acids)
Biological process (GO): regulation of cyclin-dependent protein serine/threonine kinase activity
Cellular component (GO): cyclin-dependent protein kinase holoenzyme complex; nucleus
Molecular function (GO): protein kinase binding; cyclin-dependent protein serine/threonine kinase regulator activity
Source: RefSeq, a predicted model, not a curated record